Lactuca sativa (garden lettuce) is the source of this 1311-nucleotide messenger RNA. Its product is annotated as serine/threonine-protein kinase 52. Gene Ontology annotation, molecular function: protein serine/threonine kinase activity; ATP binding. The record is from RefSeq and is a predicted model, not a curated record. Lineage: Eukaryota; Viridiplantae; Streptophyta; Magnoliopsida; Asterales; Asteraceae. Gene Ontology annotation, cellular component: plasma membrane. Gene Ontology annotation, biological process: protein phosphorylation.
AUGACCAAUUUCUGCAAUGAUUUACAACGACAAUGGCAAGAAACCAUUGAUCCUCAAAAUCUUGUUGUCGGCAAAGUUAUCGGUCAUGGAAGUGAAGGUGUUGUGUAUAAGGGCUCCUACAAAGGCCAUACUGUAGCAGUGAAAGUUCUUGAUGAUAAUGGUAAAAAGAAGAUUUCGGAAGAUUCAAACGUAACUAAGAUGAUCGGAGCAACCAUGUCCAUGAUCACGUCAGGUAGCCGGCACAAGAUCAAGAACCCGAAACCAGAAAACAACUUCUGUGUCGUCUCCGAAUACUUAAAAGGAGGAUCCCUCAGAUCUUAUCUAUUGAAGCUCAAGCACCAAGACAAGAAGCUGCCUUACAAAACUGUCAUUCGAUUUGCUAUUGAUAUUGCUAAAGGGUUGAGUUACCUUCACUCUCAAAAAGUAAUUCAUCGUGAUGUGAAGCCGGGGAACAUGCUAAUUGACAAAAAACAGACAAUCAAACUUGCAGAUUUCGGAGAAUCAGAAAUUGAACCACCAGAGCUUUUGAUCACAUGUGGUGAAAGGGGGACUCACGGUUAUAUGGCUCCUGAGUUGGUAAGCAAACAUCCACACGGGCGUAAAUGCGACGUUUAUAGCUUUGGGAUAUGCUUGUGGGAGAUAUAUUGUUGUGAUACUGCUUAUACGUAUGAUUUAGGGAUUCUCACACCUGAUAUAUACAAGUAUACGAGACCAAGCAUACCGAGACAUUGUCCAAGAUCGUUGGCUAAAUUGAUGGAACAAUGUUGGGACACGGACCCCACAAAGAGGCCGGAGAUGGAAGAGGUGGUGGUUAUAUCAGAAGAAAUUGAAAAAUCACAAGAGUUGCAAUCGGAGAUGGAGACAUCGAGAGGAUUGAGGAUGAGCUGGGAAAAAGCCCAAAAUACAAAGGGGAUGGGAUUUGAUUCCCCGCAUCCGUUGGGGAUGGGGAUGAGGACGAGUUACAUUCAAUGGAUUCCUGAGGCGAAGCUAAACAAAUUGGUUUUAGCCAAAAACGCAAAUCCACAGAAGACGGUUCAAAACCAAAACUAUCCACAACAAUAUUUUCCAGUUCUAGAAACUCAAUUCCAAUCUGUCGAGUUUCGUGAUGCUCAUAACGUAGAAUUUGACAGUUCUAGCUACGAACCGGCUACUGAAAGAAACGAAGAAGAAACCAACAAGGAGUUGCAACAUGUUGCUAAGAAAAAACACAACUCUACACGCCGCCGAAAGCGAAAGAACGGGGUGGAACGCAAAGAGUUGGCUUUGGCUAGGGCAUUUAGUGUUCAAACGGGAGGUUUGGAUCGGUCAUGA